AUGGACACCGAAGCCACGAGACCGACGAAGAAAGCUCGCAGGGAUCCAAACUCCUUUGCUGCCGCAGAGAACCCGAGGGGGACGCCAGCGGCAGGCGGUGAGUUGCUAAGCUCUCCGGAAAAGGAAGAACGCCAGCGAGUCCGCCAGGCUGCGGCAGUCUACGAGUGCAGCCUCCGCAAUGACUUGAGAAAACUGGAGUUUGCCAUGCAGCACGCCCGAACUUGCCAGGGAGCUUUGCAGACAGCCUUGAAGCACGAUAAGAUGCUGUACAGCCAUCAGGAGCAUAGGCGUCUCUCGUCCGUCAAAGUGCGGCCGCCACAUGGCGCACACAGCAACGUCAAUCCGGAGAAGAGCUCCAUUUCGGAAUUCCUUCUUGCUGCUACAAGCUCCUGCACAGCCUUCGCCUUCGCGAACAUGCGACUCCUGCUCCACACAGUGGCCCAGCAGGACUCUACUUUGCAAAUGCUUUUGGAAAGGAACCAAGGAACGGCACUUCGUGCUAUAUGGGGCCAGGAUGAGUGCACGGCCGGGAAUGUCUUGGCCUCAGAAGCUCGGCAGAAGGUUACAUUCCUCUAUGUUUCCUUCCAGCAGUAUCGCGAAGCCCUCGUCUCGCCCCGCGCAUGGAUGGCUAUAUCUUGCUUAGCGCACGAACAAGUUCAGAGAACCAAGGGCGGGAUGGCUGCAAUCACUGCUGUUUGGCUGCGAGAGUGGGCACGACAAGACCUGCGAACGCCUUUCCAAGUGCAUGGCGUGGACGUGUGCAUCGAGCUCGCCACAUUUCUUGCAGACUUCGAAGCAAUGAAAGCGAGUUUCGCUGCUCUCGGGUCCUCGGGCAUUCGGCCUUGCUUCCUGUGCGAGAAUGUGGUGAUGAAAGGAAGUCCCGCACCUGACAGGGACCCUCACUUCUGUUCGAUAUCUGAAUGGGAUGUGACAAAGUUCAAAUCCAUGAAGCAUGAGGAGGUGGUGGGCUUCAUGGACGACGUCUUCGCCAAGCUUCCCGAACUGAAUGCCUCGGCUUUGCAACUUCGAGAACGAUGCUCGGGGUUUCACAUCCUCCGAGAGAGCUUGUGGGGCUGCCCAACUGGCCGUCACCUGCUGAAACUAGACAUGGUCAUGAACGACAACAUGCAUUGCUAUUUUGCACAAGGCAUCGCCUCGCAGGAGCUGGUGUUGUUUACUUCGGCGGUCUGCGACGCCACGGGCUUUUCCGUUGCGCAGCUGGGCAAAGCCGCUGCCGACGCAGGAUGGCUUCGACCGGCUUGCUACCGGAAACAUGGUGAGUCCAAGCAUUGGCUGGCCAGGCUCUUCAGAGAGUCGCUUUGGAAGGGCAACAUGUUCAAAGGCUCGGCCAGCCAGUGCGAGUCUUUGGUACUGCUGAUUCGUUGGUAUGCGGUGGCACUCCAAUGGAACGCAGUGCCGGCCCUUCGCAAGCAAUAUGAGAGCUUCAAGCAGCUUGCUUUGUGCGCGGAUGCUUUGAAGAGCACGUCCCGCACGAAAGCUUGGGAUUCCUUGGCCACGGUCCAAAGAGAUCACAUGCGGUGUUUCCUUGCUGCAUACCCGGACGGGCAAGAACGGCCGAAGCACCAUCAUCGGCUUCACCUUCCAGAACAAUAUAAGAAACAGGGCUUCCAGUGUGGUUGCUGGGCCACCGAAAGCAAGCACCGGAUGUAUAAGGGAGACUUGGCACGCCAAGUGCAACAUUUCAUUCAGUCCAAGACUGGGGGCGUCGAGCUAUCCAGGCAGCUACUGCCGAAGCUGUUGCUCCGGCACUGCGGCCUCGCGACGGAAAACCCAUUGCUGCUGGAUGGGCUUUGGAAGCUGGAGCAGACAGUUUCAGCCCAGCGAGAUUGCAUUGCAAGCUCCUUUGCUCUCGGGGAAUCCGUCGUCGCCAAGCAGCUGCGGGCAGGCAUGCUGGACGUCAGCAGAAACGAUGUCCUGCUGCACGGGCCGCAGUGGAACAUGGCUGUUCUUUGCCACUUCUUUUGCGAGUGUGCAAAUGGUUCCCUGAGGAUUGGGUGCACUGCUUUAGAGCUCGUGUGGAAAGAUGAAACGCAAAGGGUCUUUAAAAUGAGUCCACAAGCGAUCCUAGUAGCCUGGCAAGACUUGCAGCUGCCAAGAUUGCCAACCUGGCAUCGGAAAGAUGUCGAGGAAUUCACUUGCAUACUCUGA
Molecule: messenger RNA, 2169 nt
Organism: Symbiodinium sp. CCMP2456
Lineage: Eukaryota; Dinophyceae; Suessiales; Symbiodiniaceae
Source: the annotation of a GenBank genome assembly